AUGAUAGACUCAUUCUUGGUGGACGACGACAAUAACACCUUACUGGCCAUAUCGGCGCUGGCGGAAAUGCUCGAUCUCCCGCAGGAAGAAAUCUAUGCUGGCUUUGGUGGCACCCGGAGUCACAAUUGGAUCGAAACACUCAAUGUAUGUGCACGGCUGCUCCAAGCUGGCUGGUGCAUCAACGAAGUAGCAACUCUCAUCAAUCGACUAGAAGGUUCUUUUGUCAAUCUUCUGGUUUAUCUCUCCCGGGUGGACUGCUCACUUCUUUCAAGGCAUCACGACCGUUGUACAAUUGCAGAGUGUAUCUACUCCAAAAUCGACUACACAACAUAUCGUCCUGCGCAUGGUUUGGGCAGAUCCGGCAAUCGACUGCUGGUGCGCAGACCCGAGUCCAGUGAUGACUCCAACUGCAUGUCUUACGUCGCAAUAUCUCAUGUCUGGUCCGAUAGAUCGGGAAAUCUGCGUGAAAAUGCCCUUCCCUCCUGUCAGCUCCAAAGAAUCCAGGUUCAAGUGAAUUCACUGUAUCCGAGUCGGAAUGGAAAUGUACCUUUCUGGAUCGACACGAUCUGCGUGCCUCGAAAGCUUACAACAAGAGAACUCGCAAUCCUAAGUAUGAGAAAGAAUGUCUUCUGCUGGCAAUCAAAUUCGCCCCUUGGGCUACUCAUCUUUGGAUGUGGCAUGAAAGUGCCUUGGCAAGGACCAUUUACUUUCCAACUCAAGGAUGCUGCGGUGGCGGGAGAUCGACUGACUACACAAUACCAUGCAGAGUUGCCCUCUGGGAAUGCUGUCAUUCGCUUUUGUGACUUGGUUGGUGACCGCCACAGUAUGAACUCAGAACUUGCUAUGCUCUUGGUGUGUGCGAUGGCCAGAUCCGAAAGCAACGCGCUCUGCGACUCUAGCGAUUUACUUGACAAGCAAGACGCCGGUUCCCAAAACGAGCUAAUUGUGCAAUCCAUUACCUCAAGACCGGAUGUCGAAGAGGCUGAAUACUUGGAUAAAGAGCACCUUGUCGCGCCGCUCGAUAUUUUGGCCAGUCCAAAUCCAAAUGACGUGGGAGCAUCAGAAAAAGAAGCGCACAUCACCGCUUUAGAGUACAAGAUCAAUCGAUUAGAAGCAGCCCUCUGGGCCGAGCUGCAAGCUCGUCAGCAGCAAAUGGAACAAUCUGGUUUGUCUUCUCGGAUCGAGAGGCAGAAACGCCCUACUGACAAAGACCUCCCCAGUAGAUGGAAAGAGGCGACUGACUCGCCUAUUGCGACACAUCACGAAGAACUGUCAAGGAUGAUCAACAACGCCCAAGGCUAUUAUGGCUCCUACCGGUACUGGCUGCGCGGGUUUGACCCAUUAUUCAUCGAAGGCUGGCAAUCGUACACGGAGACACGCUGCGUGUACCGACAGAUGCGACUCGCGGAAGCAACUUCGGCCAUUGCAUGGCGCACAACGAGCUGGGCGGGAGACGAGGCCAUCUACCUUGCCAUCAUAACGGACGUGGACGUAGUGACGGUCCAGCAGGCGCGAAUGUCUGACCCCAUGGAAGUUCUCGUCAACCUGUGGAAGACGGUUCCGAGAGAUGUGCUUUUCAUGCACCUCCCACGUAUGACCACAGAAGGUUUACGUUGGAUGCCGAGCUCUUUCCUUGACACUGGAAAAGCUGGCUCGUGCCGCGGCGAUGCGCCCAUGAUGCACAUCUCUAAGAAUAAGAGAGGGGUGAUUCUUCAGGCUGAAGGUGUUUCCCUGGAUGGGGCGCGGCCCCUGACACAACAUCAGAGCAUCUUCUACAAAGGGCACUGGUAUGAGAUUCAAAUUUCCGAACAUGAACAGCGCACCUGGGCCGAUUUGUCGGGGAAACGCGGAGUCCUGAUCUUCGAAAUCUCCCCAAACGUGGACGAUCCUAUCCGUGGAGCUUGUAUAAGCAUACUGGAGCAAAAGAAAAGCUGGAUAUAUGCGUGA
This is a messenger RNA of Cladophialophora bantiana CBS 173.52, 1947 nucleotides long. RefSeq lists its product as uncharacterized. The transcript has 3 exons. The record is from RefSeq and is a predicted model, not a curated record. NCBI's taxonomy places the organism in Eukaryota, Fungi, Ascomycota, Eurotiomycetes, Chaetothyriales, Herpotrichiellaceae. The coding region runs from base 1 to 1947 and encodes 648 amino acids.